Messenger RNA from Chelonia mydas (Green sea turtle), 2298 nucleotides. RefSeq names its product extensin-like. Lineage: Eukaryota; Metazoa; Chordata; Testudines; Cheloniidae. The record is from RefSeq and is a predicted model, not a curated record. Bases 1 to 2298 code for a protein of 765 amino acids. The transcript is spliced from 2 exons.
AUGGCAGCAGCUCCUUGGAAGAGGGGGCCCCAGCCAAGAGCACUGCUCCUUGUGGGAGAGAGGAACAGACCUCGCUACCCCCCGGAGCAGGACACGCCAGCCCGCAGCCACGACACACUCACACCACCCUACCCCCUGGAGCAGGACACGCCAGCCCGCAGCCACGACACACUCACACCACCCUACCCCCCGGAGCAGGACACGCCAGCCCGCAGCCACGACACACUCACACCACCCUACCCCCCGGAGCAGGACACGCCAGCCCGCAGCCACGACACACUCACACCACCCUACCCCCCGGAGCAGGACACGCCAGCCCGCAGCCACGACACACUCACACCACCCUACCCCCCGGAGCAGGACACGCCAACCCGCAGCCACGACACACUCACACCACCCUACCCCCCGGAGCAGGACACGCCAGCCCGCAGCCACGACACACUCACACCACCCUACCCCCCGGAGCAGGACACGCCAGCCCGCAGCCACGACACACUCACACCACCCUACCCCCCGGAGCAGGACACGCCAGCCCGCAGCCACGACACACUCACACCACCCUACCCCCCGGAGCAGGACACGGCAGCCCGCAGCCACGACACACUCACACCACCCUACCCCCUGGAGCAGGACACGCCAGCCCGCAGCCACGACACACUCACACCACCCUACCCCCCGGAGCAGGACACGCCAGCCCGCAGCCACGACACACUCACACCACCCUACCCCCCGGAGCAGGACACGCCAGCCCGCAGCCACGACACACUCACACCACCCUACCCCCCGGAGCAGGACACGCCAGCCCGCAGCCACGACACACUCACACCACCCUACCCCCCGGAGCAGGACACGGCAGCCCGCAGCCACGACACACUCACACCACCCUACCCCCUGGAGCAGGACACGCCAGCCCGCAGCCACGACACACUCACACCACCCUACCCCCCGGAGCAGGACACGCCAGCCCGCAGCCACGACACACUCACACCACCCUACCCCCCGGAGCAGGACACGCCAGCCCGCAGCCACGACACACUCACACCACCCUACCCCCUGGAGCAGGACACGCCAGCCCGCAGCCACGACACACUCACACCACCCUACCCCCCGGAGCAGGACACGCCAGCCCGCAGCCACGACACACUCACACCACCCUACCCCCCGGAGCAGGACACGCCAGCCCGCAGCCACGACACACUCACACCACCCUACCCCCCGGAGCAGGACACGCCAGCCCGCAGCCACGACACACUCACACCACCCUACCCCCCGGAGCAGGACACGCCAGCCCGCAGCCACGACACACUCACACCACCCUACCCCCCGGAGCAGGACACGCCAGCCCGCAGCCACGACACACUCACACCACCCUACCCCCCGGAGCAGGACACGCCAGCCCGCAGCCACGACACACUCACACCACCCUACCCCCCGGAGCAGGACACGCCAGCCCGCAGCCACGACACACUCACACCACCCUACCCCCCGGAGCAGGACACGCCAGCCCGCAGCCACGACACACUCACACCACCCUACCCCCCGGAGCAGGACACGCCAGCCCGCAGCCACGACACACUCACACCACCCUACCCCCCGGAGCAGGACACGCCAGCCCGCAGCCACGACACACUCACACCACCCUACCCCCCGGAGCAGGACACGCCAGCCCGCAGCCACGACACACUCACACCACCCUACCCCCCGGAGCAGGACACGCCAGCCCGCAGCCACGACACACUCACACCACCCUACCCCCCGGAGCAGGACACGCCAGCCCGCAGCCACGACACACUCACACCACCUUACACCCCGGAGCAGGACACGCCAGCCCGCAGCCACGACACACUCACACCACCCUACCCCCCGGAGCAGGACACGCCAGCCCACAGCCACGACACACUCACACCACCUUACACCCCGGAGCAGGACACGCCAGCCCGCAGCCACGACACACUCACACCACCCUACCCCCUGGAGCAGGACACGCCAGCCCGCAGCCACGACACACUCACACCACCCUACCCCCCGGAGCAGGACACGCCAGCCCGCAGCCACGACACACUCACACCACCCUACCCCCUGGAGCAGGACACGCCAGCCCGCAGCCACGACACACUCACACCACCCUACCCCCUGGAGCAGGACACGCCAGCCCGCAGCCACGACACACUCACACCACCUUACACCCCGGAGCAGGACACGCCAGCCCGCAGCCACGACACACUCACACCACCCUACCCCCUGGAGCAGGACACGCCAGCCCACAGCCACGACACACUCAGACAAGGUCUAUGCUAG